Cynara cardunculus var. scolymus (artichoke) is the source of this 630-nucleotide messenger RNA. RefSeq names its product 60S ribosomal protein L14-2. Gene Ontology annotation, cellular component: cytosolic large ribosomal subunit; ribosome. The record is from RefSeq and is a predicted model, not a curated record. Bases 64 to 468 code for a protein of 134 amino acids. Gene Ontology annotation, biological process: ribosomal large subunit biogenesis; translation. Gene Ontology annotation, molecular function: structural constituent of ribosome; RNA binding. The transcript is spliced from 5 exons. Lineage: Eukaryota; Viridiplantae; Streptophyta; Magnoliopsida; Asterales; Asteraceae.
UUUCAUCAUCUUCAUCGGUACCGCCACAAUUUUCAUCGGCGAUCUGCAACCAGGAUCUCGGAAAUGCCGUUCAAGAGGUACGUUGAGAUCGGGAGAAUCGCCCUCGUUAACUACGGAAAAGAUUAUGGAAAGCUUGUAGUCAUUGUCGAUGUUAUUGAUCAGAACAGAGCGCUUGUCGAUUCCCCUGACAUGGUAAGGAGUCAAAUCAACUUCAAGAGACUGACACUCACCGACAUCAAGAUUGACAUCAAUAGAGUUCCAAAGAAGAAAACCCUUGUUGCUGCUUUGGAGGCUGCUGAUGUUAAGAACAAGUGGGAGAGCAGUUCAUGGGGAAGAAAGCUUAUCGUUCAGAAGAAGAGGGCCUCACUUAAUGAUUUCGACAGGUUUAAGGUUAUGUUGGCAAAGAUAAAGAAAGCUGGAGUUAUAAGGCAAGAACUAGCCAACCUUAAGAAACAGACCACAGCUUGAUAUAAUUUUCUUCUGAAAAUCAAGAUUUUGGUGUAGCUUUUUUUUAAUAUUUGAUGAAUUACUUGUUGCUUAUGAUAUUGUAUUUUUUUGGGAUUAAAUCAGAUUUUUGCCAUUUUCAUUUUUCUUUGUGUUUUAAGUGGCAAAUGCAUUGGAUUCAAACAA